UUUUCCUCACAUGCGCGAAUCCAACCUCGACAUGUCCUCCAUGGCUGCGAGAAUUUUGCUCGUGGCCACCGCCCUGCGAAUAGCGAGAGGCCCAAAGCGCGGCCUGGACUUCUUGGUCGUCCACCUGGUUGUGAUUGGCUGCCCAGCCCUGGAGCUGGCAUGCGCUCGCCUGGCCCCACGCUGGCACAAGCGCCACCGCCUGCCGCUGUUCCUGGCCAUCCGCCUCACUCUGGCUUUAGUUGGCGCCAUCCCAUUCACCAUACCCGAACCUCCCCCCACCUCCUGCCCUGAGUUCUUCUUCCACUUUGCCGCCAACACCUGCGCCCUGGCCGCAUUCUUCGUGCCCCUCGCCUGGAGGCUGCCCGCGCGGCUCAGCAUCCCAGUCGCCGUGCUGCAGCACAUGGGCAUGGCGCGCGUGGCGGUGCACCGGUGCGGCGUUCAGCCGCCCAGCCACCCUGGGCGUGACAGCCUGCUGCUGGAUGCCGACCCCGGCUGCUGCCUGGACAGCCUGGCUCGGCUGCUCGACUGGCCCUUCUACAUGGUGGCGCCCGACGUGAUGGUGGCAGAGGGCGCCCCGCCCGCACGAGCCUCCUGCCUGGCGGCGGCGCUGUGGAUGCAGCUGGUGGCGGGCGUGGUGCUGCCCGUCGCGCUGCUGCGAGGUGGGAAUGGAGCGCUGGGUGGCAGGCAGGAGGCGGGCGCAGCAGCAGAGGUACACGCGGAGGCGGCAGGCGCCGGCGCUGGCGAGCGGGGGGCGCAGAUGCUGAGCAGCUGGCGAGCAUGGCUGGACGCCCUGCUGGACGAGGCGCCGAUCGCCAGCUGCGUGGCCGCCGCGGAGCUCAUGUGGAUGCUGCUGCGCACCGCCUGUGCGCUGCGCCUGCCCAGCUGAGUGUCAACUCCGAGCAUCCUUCUUUGAUCAAAUAAUUCAGCACUGCUAAUGCAUGAUGUCCUGAUGCCCAUGCUAUGCCCCGUAUAUACUGCUACUGUGCCCGCCGGGCUUCAGUAGUGUCCACGAGGGGGAUCCUUUGAACAAGAGUUUGUGUGCAAUAGUGGUCCCUCCUCCAUGCUUAAUAGAUUGCCUCUAUUUUCUUUGCUGCAAGUACACAGCAGCACCGACACCACCAGCCCAACCAACAACUUCCCUUAUAACAGGUGCCUUUCCGCUUCGCACCCACCACACUGAUAUGGCCUCAUUUGGGCAUUUACACGCACCCGCAUGCCUUCUGGGCGUGUAAUGAGCACCGUUC
Chlorella variabilis is the source of this 1244-nucleotide messenger RNA. Its product is annotated as expressed protein. The transcript is spliced from 3 exons. NCBI's taxonomy places the organism in Eukaryota, Viridiplantae, Chlorophyta, Trebouxiophyceae, Chlorellales, Chlorellaceae. The record is from RefSeq and is a predicted model, not a curated record. Bases 11 to 886 code for a protein of 291 amino acids.